Triticum dicoccoides is the source of this 2185-nucleotide messenger RNA. RefSeq names its product U2 small nuclear ribonucleoprotein A'-like. Gene Ontology annotation, biological process: mRNA splicing, via spliceosome. NCBI's taxonomy places the organism in Eukaryota, Viridiplantae, Streptophyta, Magnoliopsida, Poales, Poaceae. Gene Ontology annotation, molecular function: U2 snRNA binding. The coding region runs from base 43 to 1416 and encodes 457 amino acids. The record is from RefSeq and is a predicted model, not a curated record. The transcript is spliced from 12 exons.
ACGCCGCAGGGCUACCGCGCCGCCAGACGCCGCGGCGGCGCCAUGGCGAGGCUCAGCGCCGACCUGAUUCGGCGGAGCCCCCAGUUCCUCAGCGCCAUCAAGGAGCGCGUCCUCGACCUCCGAGGCAACAAGAUUGCCUUCAUCGACAACCUCGGCGCCACCGAGGACCAGUUUGAUAUGAUUGAUUUGUCGGACAACGAGAUUGUGAGGCUCGAGAAUUUCCCUUUCAUGAAUCGCCUUGGCACUCUGUUAAUCAACAACAACAAAAUAACAUGUAUCAAUCCCAACCUUGGUGAGUUUUUACCCAAGAUGCAUACUUUGGUGCUGACGAACAAUCGCCUUACAAGUCUUGCGGAGAUUGACCCCUUGGCCUCUCUUCCAAAGCUGCAAUUUCUCAGCUUACUGGAUAAUACCGUAACUAAGCAACCAGAUUACCGGUUAUAUGUGAUCCACAAACUGAAGCAUCUGCGUUUGCUGGACUUCAAGAAAGUGAAUCAACAGGAGAGACCUGAAGCAGCACAAAAGUUCCACUCAAAUGAGGCAGAGGAGGCGGCAAAGAAGGUUGCUGCCAAAGCUUAUACUCCAGUAGUAAUGGAUGCUCAAGGUACCACAGAAGACCAGGGCCCUAAAGUAGUCGCUCCAACGCCUGCACAAAUCACAGCUAUCAAGGAGAGAGCUGAAGCGGCACAAAAGUUCCACUCAAAUGAGGCAGAGGAGGCGGCAAAGAAGGUCGCUGUGAAAGCUUAUACUCCAGUAGUGAUGGAUGCUCAAGGUACCACAAAAGAUCAGGGCCCUAAAGUAGUUGCUCCAACGCCUGCACAAAUCACAGCUAUCAAGGCACUUAAAGAUGAAGAAACAUGGAAGAAGUAUGACUAUGUUGUUGCACAUCCAGAGGAGAGAACCGAAGCAGCACAAAUGUACCACUCAAAGGAGGCAGAGGAGGCGCCAAAGAAGGUUGCUGCCAAAGCUUAUACUUCAGUAAUGAUGGAUGCUCAAGGUACCACAAAAGACCAGGGCCCUAAAGUAGUUGCUCCAGCGCCUGCACAAAUCACAGCUAUCAAGGCAUUGAGCAGUGCCCAAGUUCCUGCUGAGUACUAUGUGAUCACCAAGCCUGAUACUAACAUGGCUGAAGCAUCAGAGGAAGCUCAAGCUGAGAAGAUGGAGACAGAUGGCCAGGAACAAGAGGAUGGGGCUGAUGAGCAGAAGCGAAACGAUGAAGGCACAAUUCAAGAGGAAAUUUUUGGGGCUGAUCUAGAUGGCAUGUAUGAUAUCUUAAACGACAACAUAGAACUUUACACACACAAGUAUUUUGUGCGAGAUCCAUUCAAUUUCAUGUUCAGUAGGCGCAAAAGGCCUUUUCUUGGUAAGCAUGUUCUGCCGCCGCCCCGGAGGCAGGAACCAGGACGACCGCCGUAGCUCACAGCCAUCGCACCAACAGCAGUGCUACCAAUAUAACAAUGCUAGCUAAACCAACCCCACUAGUUCAACUCAUCUGGGCCAACAAACGCUGCCACCCUCACAUCGAAAGACUGGUGUCUGGCAUGUUGAACCAUGACUUUGCCACAUAGAGCCCUCUCUACAUCGCAUUCCUUUGUCACCACCCAGCUUCUUGCCUAGACCACUUGCCACAUACAGCCGUCCGUACAACCUAUGCAGACUCUUGCGAUCUCGCACCAUCAAGGACUUAACCAACAUGAACAAAUAAGACACCAUGUCAGAUCCCCUGUUCACCACUAGCUCACUAAUGCCUUAGCUACCUUCCAGUCUCAUUUGCCUCUUCUGACUGUCCCAUGCUCGCUGCUGCAUGCGCUGCCUGACAUGCUCAAUCCCCCAUCCGGCGCGCUAGGUCGUGGACUAGCUCAUGUGCCCUUUAGAAUCAGCAUCACACCUUUAUUGGUGGCGCAAUGAGCGAGUACAACUGCGCUCACGGUAUUUGCUUCAGUUUCUACAAUGUGGAAAAGUGAAUUGUGACGCAUCCUGAAUUAAAGUGCCCGCUGUCGUAUGGCAGUGAGGCUACAUGCAAGUUGGGAGAAGCUAGAAUUUCUAUGGUGUAACUCCUAAUGAGUACAUGUAAUUGUGUUGUAAAAAUUUAAACAGUUUUAAGCAUAUUCUAUUUUUACUCAUUAACCGACAUGGUGAUGUGGCUGUAAUAUGAUAUUGUUAUUGACAUUACACAAUUGUAAUA